AUGGCCGAGCCAUAUGCUUCGCCUGAUCAGGCUUCGGUUGAAGAUCUGACGCCUGAGGAGGCGAGACGCAUCAUUCACUCCCGUCGCAAAGUCCAAGAUGGCACAGCAUGCUGGCCGUGUCGCCAGCGCAAAGUCAAGUGUGACAAUAAGCAGCCGUGCGAGAACUGCGUCAACCGAGAUCACGCACCACUGUGCUCGUAUCAGCCGAACUACUCGUUCGCCAGCAAGCAAGGUUUCGUCGCCUCGAGGGGCUCCCAAGGGAGGAAGCGACGUCACUCGUCUCCGUAUGGCCGAGAUGAGAUUGGCGAACAGGAACAGCGUCGCCCAAACUGGCCGCUCCGCACAGAUGAGCCAGAUUCCACGGAGACGUCACGUUAUCUGGGCCAGAACAGUAUUCCUGCGUUGCUGCGCGAGCAGUCCAGGUCGGAUCACCAGAAUCCAGGAGGCGCUGUGACGCCAGACAUCCACCAAAACAUGGGGUCGAUCCUGGGGCUGGACACCUCAGCGCCGUUUCCUCUUAUGUCAUCGCGGCACCUCGACCAGCUGGCUCAGGACAUCUCCAAUGCGUUGCCUUCGGAUCGUGAAGUUGUCAAGCAAGCCCAUUACCUCGAUUCUGUCCUCUCAGGAGAGAUCCCUCAACCAUUCUGGGGUUUCGUCAUGAACCUGGAUGAUCUCGAGUCUAAGCUCAUGGUCUACCUGGAAGACCGAUCACGCAAAGCGGGGAGCUCCAUGAAGAGCGGCCGACCAGUGUCGGCAUCGUGGCUCGCCAUCUUGUUUGCCGUUCUGGCUGUUGGCUCCCAGUACCACGAGUCGCCAUAUCAUGUUCGUACACUGGACUCCCAGAAGUAUAUUCAGAUUUCAUUCCACUUCCUCCGGCUCGGAAACUUUCUCCUUCGUUUCGCUCUUCUCAAUGACAUGAAAGCUGAGGCUUCAUGGGCUCUCCUGGGACUGACAUGUCGAUUAGCCCAAUCCCUCGGCCUACACCUGCCACACACCCCAGAUGGUGGUGAGAGCGGUGCGCCGGACACGGCAAAGGAAAUGGCUCGCCGAAAAAUCUGGUGGACUUGUGUUUGGCAUGAUUCUCUAGCAUCUCUUUCCUUUGAUAGCUGUUCAAUACCCGUUUCCUCGGGGAACCUGGCAGGCGGAUACACUUACCUCGAAACCAUGUACCAUCUCAUACAGAUCAUUUCUCACCGAUUGAACCCAGACGCCACAGCCACAGCGUCGUACACGCAGAUCCUAGAUAACUGUCAAGCAGUGCAAGCACUCCUCGUUCGGGCGACACCUCAGAUCCAGCACAAGGAGUAUUGCAAGACUGCGGUGGACCGUCUCCAAUAUUUUGCAAUUCGCCUUCACACAUCAUUCAUCACCUCUGUUGCUUGUCGACCCGCGUUGAGACGCGACUGCACUAAGCUUGAUAUGUCUUAA
Molecule: messenger RNA, 1428 nt
Organism: Ilyonectria robusta
Lineage: Eukaryota; Fungi; Ascomycota; Sordariomycetes; Hypocreales; Nectriaceae
Exons: 6
Coding region: 1-1428 (475 amino acids)
Biological process (GO): DNA-templated transcription; regulation of DNA-templated transcription
Molecular function (GO): DNA-binding transcription factor activity, RNA polymerase II-specific; carboxy-lyase activity; zinc ion binding
Source: RefSeq, a predicted model, not a curated record